AUGAGACCCAGCAGGCGUCCGAUUCGAGUCGAAAAUCAUGGAAAUAAUUAUCAGGAAGAGAAAAGGGUCCAAGGUAGGUCAACAUUUUGGCACCAAAAAUUAUCGAUUUUUAAUUUUUUUGUUUCUAGACCCAUUUACCGAUGUUCAAUUGGAGCGAAUUCUCAAAGAAUUAUCGUUUAUCCGAAUUCAAAUCGAUGAAAUUAGCCUAACUCGACCGAAUCCAUUUAUUCAGAAAUUAAACGCCAUGAAACAAUUGUUUGGGUGAGUUUUUUUGGGUGAAAAAUCGCCCGAAAUGCGAAAUUUCGGGUGAUUUUUCACCCAAAAUGGCGAUUUUCAAUCAGUUUUGUUGCAGAUUCCAACUGGAAUACCAAUUUCCCUGCCUGGAAGUCGUCUCACGCGCUCUUCGCGCUACAGUAAGAAUUCCGAAUCGGACGGCGACUUCGACGAAAAUCGAAUUUCGACAUAAGGUUGGAAUUUGGGAUUUUCAGAUUUUUUGGCUGAAAAAUAGAGAUUUUGGGGGUCAAAUUUGAACUCUCCAGAAAAUUUGGAGAAUUUUGACACCCAUAUUGAUUGGGUUAUCUGGAAAAUAAAAUUAAUCUAUAAUUUUGAGACAGUGAAAAUUUCAGAUGGAGAGUUCUGGAAGUUUUCAUUGGAUUUUAUUGAUUUUUUCAAAUUCUUAAUGAAAUUUCCAGAUUUUUGAUACCAAACAUGACUGGGUUACUGUAGAUUUUGAAAAUUCAGUUUGCCACGUGGCAGAGAGGUCUUAUUUUCUGAAAAUUACCCUAACCCUACCAUGUUUGGGCUCAAAAAUCUGGAAAUUUUCUGAAAAAUCCGAAAAAUCCCGAAUUUUUGCAGCGUGUCGUACUUUUAACAAUGCACGAAGAUCAAGUGGCCCAUUGGCAACGUGCCAAACUCAACAUUCAUCUUUUGGUACAAAUGGAGGCGGCUGGAAAGUUUACGGUAGGUUGAAUUUCCCGCCAAAAAAAUACAGUAUCUCUUUUUUCCAGACGAGACCUCUUGCUCGUUGCUCUAUUCCGAUUUAUGAGCUUUUGAUUGCACCGUAUUUGAUUUGCCGUGAUUUUGAUUUUAUCGGAGAUGAAUUUGAGGGAACUGGUCUGAUUCGAAUCGAUUUGGGAACACGUGUCAAAACGAUUAUGGAAAAAUUGGAGAAAUUGAGAGGAACUGUGGAUUUGGAAAAGACUUUUGUUGUGAGAGAAAAUGGAGGAGCAAGGACGAGGAGUAGAAGCUCGUCGAGGUGAAUUUUUUUGAAUUUUUCAUGGAAUUUGGAGCAUUUUGAUACCCAUAUUGAUAGGGUUACUUAAAAAACAAAAUUUAAUAGAUUUUUGAGCAGCUGAAAUUUUCAGAUUGAAAGUUCUGGAAAUUUUCAGACAUUCUAGACUUAAUUUUUGAGCUAUCCAUGAAAUUUCCAGAUUUUUGAGACCCAUAUUGAUAGGGUUAUCUGAAAAAUAAAAAAAUCUAGAUUUUUGAAAUGCUGAAAUUUUCAGAUUGAAAAUUCUGGAAGUUUUCAUAAGUUUUGAUUGAUUUUUCCGAAUUCUACAUGAAAUUUCCGGAUUUUAGACACCCAUAUUCAUAGGAUAAAUUUGAUUUUUGAAAAUUCAGUAUGCCACGUGGCAACCAGGGGGGGGUCACCUUUUUUGUCCGAUUUAUCUUGACCUAGGAUUUCUAAACAUCAAAAUGACAGAAAUUUUACAAGGAACUCAGAAUUCCUGGGAUUUUUUCAGAUUCCUGAGCUUUGAGGCUCUAAAUACAGUAUCCCUACAGUAACCCUAGAUCAUUUUUUCCCCAAUUUCAGAUGUCGUUCACAUCGUGGUUCUUCUUCAACAGUCGGCGCCUCCACAGAAGACGAAGCGAAUGAGAAUUUGAUACCGAAAACCGGCCAAAUUUUGCGGGAAAUGGGAAGAGCGAGAAGUGCAAUGGGAACGGGAAAUUGGGAAAAAGGUGAGCAAAUUUGCGAGAAAAUUUGCGAAAUUUUGACAUCGAACAAGCCUAGGUUCAGAAAAUUUUGAGGAAAAUGGGAUUUCAGAUUCUGAAACACAAAUAUUUCCAAGAAUCCACGUGGAUUUUUGAGUUUCUCAUAAGAUUUGCGAAAUUUUGACACCCAACAAGCCUAUUUUCGUGAAAUUUUGAGAAAAAUGACCCCUGCCACGUGGCAUAGUGAAAUUUUUCAGGAUAACUUUAAUUCUAUGAUGUUGGGUGUCAAAAAUCACUAAAUUUCAUGAAAAAUCCAAAUUUUAUCACCAGAAGUCUUGAAAAUUCCUAGAACAUGAGAAACUAAAAACUACAAUAACCCAGUCAAAAUUGGUGUCAAAAAUCUCCAAAUUCCACGAGGAAUCCUCUGAAACUCCCUAUUUUUCCAGAUUCCUCAUCUCCACCAAUGCCUUCUCACCUUCUUCGCCCACAUUCUUCGCGUUCCUCAAAUUCUUCUUCUCGUCUUGGCUCGGAUUCUGUAUUCGCAUCAUCUUCUCAUUCGAAUUACCCGUCAAAUCAUUUGAAUAUUCCCAGAAAUCGAAAAUGUUUAUCGCCAACAAAUGUUGAUGUUUAUAAUUCGGCCAGUGAUUUUCAGGUGAGAUUUUUUGGCUGAAAAUCGGCUGAAAAUGAAUUAUUUUCAGACAAGAAAUGCGAUUAGUGAAGAAGUUGGAUAUUCUGGAAGAAAAUGCACAUUGGAGAUUACGGUACAUGAAGCGACUGGACUUCCGCCGGUAGAGGAUCAGAGGUUGGAAAUUUGGGAUUCUGGAGAUCAAAUUUGAAUUCUACAUGAAAUUCGGAUCAUUUUCACAUAUCAUAAGCCUAGGGUACUGUAGUUUUCCCACAUGGCAGGGUUUUUUUUUUAAAUAUAGGCUUUCUGGGUGCCAAAAUUCACUAAUUUUCAUGAGGAACUCGAAUUUCUAGAAGGUUUUACGUGUUCUAAUGGAUUUUUCUGAAUUCUUCACGAAAUUUCCAGAUUUUUGACACCCAUUUUUAAGGUUUUGCAGAAUUUUGGGUCCCGUCGCGAAAUUACAGUAACCCUAGGGUGUCUUAAACUGGAAUUUUCACAAGGAAUUCAAAAAUCACUGCAAGAACAUCUGAAAUUGUCUAGAAAUUGAAUUUUUUACUGAAAAUUAAAUUUUUUUUCUAUGUAUAGCAACUUUGGGUUAUCUUAUAUCAAAAUGCUCCAAAUUUGGGUCCUGCUACGAAAAUUGGCAAAUUUACAGUAACCCUAUGACUACUGGUGUCUAAAAACUGGAAAUUUUACUGAAAAUUUGAAAAUCAUCACUGGAAGUUCUAGAAAUUUCGAUUUGAACUGAAAAUAAUUUUUUUUACAGUAACUCUGGCUUAUUUUAUAUCAAAAUGCUCCAAAUUUCACACACAAUAUUUUUUUUCAUAAUUUUUUUAUUUCCAGCGGUCGUGUAAUCAGCCCCUCAGCCUAUAUUUCGAUUUUGGGUCGCGAAGGAGAAUUGCACUCGGAAGUUAUUCGACAAACCAGACAACCAAAAUGGAAUUGGACCGCAAGAUUUCAAAUGAGCUCAGAGAGACGAAAUUUGGUUGUCAAAGUGUUGCAUCGUGGAUUGACUGGUGAUAAAGUGGGUUUUUUCGAGAAGGAAAUUUGAUUUGGAGCAUUUUGAUAUCAAAUAAGCCUGAGUUUUUGUGGAAUUUGGGAUUUUUGGCUGAAAAUCUGGAAUUCUAGUGGUGAUUUCUGAAAUCCUCGUGAAAUUUGAUGAAUUCUGACACCCCACAAGCCUAGGUUACUGUAGUUUUGAAAAAUUACCUAUGCUACGUGGCAAAUUUUCAGAGUUACAGUAACCUAAGCUUGUGAGGUGUCUAGAAUCUCCAAAUUUCACCAGGAUUCCAACAAAAUCUAAUAAAACUUCCGAAAAUUUCAAAAAUUUCCAAAAAAAUUCAAUUUUCCAGGCUCUCGGAUUUGUCACUCUAACACUUCCCGUAAAUUCAACACGCCGUGCAGUUUUCGAAAUCACCGAUGUUUCCCGAAUGAAUAAAUUCAGUUCGGAAGUUCCGAUGCUUGUGGUGGGUUUUUUUUGGCUGAAAAUGAUCAACUUGUCUUAAAAUGAGCAAUUUUCAGUCAUUUUCAGCCAAAAAUGCUCAAAAAUCAAUGUUUUUUCAGAUGAGCAUCCAAAAAAUGGCUGAAAAUCCCCUGGAAGAUGAAAUUUUCCAACACGAAGAAAAACGAGAGAGAAUCAGGUAUUUUCAGCAAAUUUAAUUAGUCUGAAAUUGAAAAUGUGUCAUUUUCAGAUCUUCUCCUGAACCAAUUCCAAUUCUAGAAACCUCGGAAGAAUUGGCUGAAAAAAUGCGAAAAAAUAUGGCAGAACUCGGAUUUUUGAUGGCUGAAAUUCACCGGAAAUCAUAA
Molecule: messenger RNA, 4363 nt
Organism: Caenorhabditis angaria
Lineage: Eukaryota; Metazoa; Nematoda; Chromadorea; Rhabditida; Rhabditidae
Source: the annotation of a GenBank genome assembly